AUGGCUCAACAAAAUACUAUGAAGACAAGGGCCCUUGGUAAGGACGAAAUACUCUUUCUGCUUGACUUGAUUUCCAAGCAAAAAGUAAUUACUACUAAAGCUACGAAUGCCACAAAUAAUAAAUUAAAGGAAGAGGCUUGGAAAUCUAUAGCGCAGGAGUUUAGUGCGAUGGCGGGAGAAUUGCGGCGUCCUGAGCAACUACGCUUAAAGUGGGAAAACUUAAAGAAGUCGUCAAGAAAACGCAAUGCAUUGAUAAGACAAAAUAAUUUAAAGACUGGAGGUGGAAAGAUGUACAUCCCUCCCGAUGAAGCACUAGAUCGUGUAACAUCUAUGUUAGGUGCAACAUGCACGGGGUUCACUGUGGAAUUUGGUGGUGAUGGGGAAAGUGAAAUGAUUCCACCAGAUGCAGUGGUGGAACUCAUGGACUUACAACCUUUACCGGAGCAUUCAGAAGCUGUAACUAGUGAUUUGGUGAUGGGAGAUGGUGGUAGUGCUGAGUGUGGUGGUAAUAGUGAGAAAAUUUUCACACCAAAAAGAUUUACUUUUAAUAAUCCUUACAAACCCUUAAAGAAACGCCAAAAACCCUCUGAAGAACUAUUACGGGCUCAGAUAAGCAAGGAAUUAGCCAUGGCUGCUUAUUUUGAAGCCAAAACUGAAGUGGUUAAACUUGAAAAAGUUAAACUGCAGCUAGAAAUAGAAAAAUUAAACAAGUGA
This is a messenger RNA of Parnassius mnemosyne (clouded apollo), 714 nucleotides long. Lineage: Eukaryota; Metazoa; Arthropoda; Insecta; Lepidoptera; Papilionidae. The record is from the annotation of a GenBank genome assembly.